AUGACAAUGACGAACAAGACCCUCCGUGUCCGAGUCUGGGGUGACCAAGGAGGAUGGGCCUUGGCUAACUUGGAGUGGUGGUGCAUGCAGGUCUUCAUCUUCAUCGGCGGUCUUCAUCUUCUUCGCGACAACUUCUCUGCCGACACUUCAUUCUUCAAGGUUGUUUUCGCUGCGAUCAAUGCGAACUUCCAGUUUGCAAAGUUCAAGAACACAGCGACAAAGACAUCAGCGGCCACUGCCGAGUGCCGACACAGACAAUUCAAGCUUCGUCAGUUUGGUCGGACAUCAGCUGUGUAUCAUGAUACUCACAGACUUCCACUGCGGACAAGUUCAGCACUUCCACUGCCAACGCAGGCUUUUCAGGCUCAGAUCGUCAGUCUGGUCAGAGAUCAUCAACGUCCGCAACCUCCCCUGGUCAAGCAAGCAGUGCGCUCGCAAGAGAGAGUCCCGCAUCCCCUCGCACAUGUUUCAACACAUCAUGCAACACUCAAGUCAAGCCUCAGCACGGAGAGUGAAGUCAGCACUCCUCAAGCAGCCAACAAGUCAAGUCCACGGCGACCAUCGAGGGGAUAUGACCUCACAAAUCCACUUUCUCCUGAAGAUCCAACAUCUUCAGGGGCAUGCACUGAUUCCGACUUGACGGCGGCGGUCACCACGUUGGUCGAGGUACCGUCAAGCCGCGUGAUUCAACAUCUCAUGAACGACCUGCCCCGCAAAAAACCGAUCCCAUCAGACAUUCAGUUACUACCGCAGCAGUCACCGUUCGAUCGAGGUGCCGCUUCUGGGGAUUGUGCACACUAGGGGCAAACAUCCAGUUCCUUACCACAACGGACGCCAUCAGCC
Molecule: messenger RNA, 843 nt
Organism: Neurospora tetraspora
Lineage: Eukaryota; Fungi; Ascomycota; Sordariomycetes; Sordariales; Sordariaceae
Exons: 6
Coding region: 1-801 (266 amino acids)
Source: RefSeq, a predicted model, not a curated record